Rotaria sp. Silwood1 is the source of this 366-nucleotide messenger RNA. NCBI's taxonomy places the organism in Eukaryota, Metazoa, Rotifera, Eurotatoria, Philodinida, Philodinidae. The record is from the annotation of a GenBank genome assembly.
AUGACAGUGAAUAUGAAAUUUAUACAAUUGAAUCAACUUAGAAAUUUUCGUUUAAAAAUUUCUUUACGUACUUGUUUACCAAAAAAUCAUAAUGAUAUAACCGAAGAUCAAAUAUUUAUGCGCACAGAUGAAUGUCAUAUAUAUAUUUAUUAUGAAAGAAUAGAUGGGCGAAAACGAUUAUGUUUCUUAAAUCGAACAUUUGAAUGUAUUCGAUCUUAUUCAAUUGAUAAAUGUUUUCAAACUGAUGCACAUAUUCGUUCACAUGAUAAUGGUUUUGUUUUUGGUCUUGUUAUUAAUCAAGAACAUGUUGUUUUAUUUGUUCGAUGGGCAAUAGAUGACGAUUUAGCAGUUAUGAUCUUUUGUUAG